This is a messenger RNA of Coniophora puteana RWD-64-598 SS2, 987 nucleotides long. RefSeq lists its product as uncharacterized. Lineage: Eukaryota; Fungi; Basidiomycota; Agaricomycetes; Boletales; Coniophoraceae. The record is from RefSeq and is a predicted model, not a curated record. The transcript has a single exon. The coding region runs from base 361 to 648 and encodes 95 amino acids.
CUUGUGGGGGGCGAUUUCCGAAGGUAUUAGGUUUCAAUAACCUUCUGAGUCCUUGGCGAGGAGGUCAGCUGGUGCGGUCCCGUAUGAUGAGACGUUCCUGGCUUUUGAUGAAAGCCGCCGCGGCAGCGAAGGCAGCGAAGGAAGUUCCGGGACCAUACGAUGGACGCGACCUUCCCUUAUAGCAAGCAAGGUUUGACCUAGUUUGACUCGCUUGCAAGCGAAAAGUGACAGCCCUGGGUCAAUCCUGGUCAAUCUCAAACGACGAUCGCUGGAGCGCUUCGUCUAGAGCUGCGCAGACAAUUGGUCGUGUAGCAAAAUCGACACCAUCGGUCAAUCACCUAGCAACAGUCUCGCGACACGAUGCGAGCUGUCGAGACUAUUGGGCAAAGCCUUGUCGAGAUUGUGUUUAGACACCGUCGAGAGAUCAUGGGGUAUUCAACCGCGAAAGCGAGAACAGGCGAGAACAUCCCUCGGGUAAUCGCGCCCGCAAGAAAGGCGGCCAUGGACGACGUCAACGGGAAUGUUCUGGACAUGGGCGCGUGCCAACGUAACAUCCUUGACCAGAGGGGAUGUUGGCUCCCUUGCCAGCUGGCAGGUCCUGAAAAGAGCUGCCUCUGUCCUCGCGGUCAGCACAAACUUUCCCGAUAGCCUGAGAAGGUGUCUGCGGUCUAGUACAAUCAAAGACUGAGAUUGACAGUCCGAGAGUAAAGAGCGGGCCGCAAGAAUUGGAGGGAAACGGUGUAACGGGUUGAACAUGAGAUCUUGAGAGCUGGACAUGAGAAAGGUACGGAAGCAUAGCUGUCGGGGAUCGAAUGUGCUCGCAAAUGCCGGUUUUCUGCUGGAGAUUAUCACGAGGUCCUUUCGUCGGGGUAGACUUCGUCGCGGAAGCGCUCGUGACACAGUUAUGCAAAGCUGAUUCAAUCCUUGCAAACCUCGUAGCUAAUGCGACUCUGCUACAGGUAAACGUCUAGAAAGACGCGAAGGGAG